AUUGACCAACAAGCUUUAGGCCAUCUCACCUUUUUUUUUCGAUCGGGCGGACGACGAGGUCACCAUUCCUGUCUUGUUUUAAACGUCUAUUUCUUAUGUGUUAGGGGAUAUUUGGGUGAUUUGACGACACCGGAAAUUCAAAGGGUGUUCCGUAUUGUGACGAUUGAAUUCAAGCCUGCAUAUUUGUAUUCGCAAGAUCACUCGAACCGAUCAUCAAGGUGUUGAUGCUCUGAAAUCCAGCCCGUAAGACGAUAUUUCGGGAUGGAGUCAAUACAGCAACCAUACAAUCCUGGGACAUUCCUGGGAGAACAUGAGACAUCACACCAGACGGAAAUGCAAGAAAUCUCUGAUGUUGAAGAUAUGGCACCUGGGCCUACACCACAACAGCGUCUCGCAGCCCUCUUACCACAGCAGGAUUCGAGGGGAAAGACUAAUGAGAGACGAGAAAAUGGCAGCGGAGACCAAUGGAAUGACGAGGAUGAUGGCGAUUUUGAGAUGGAGGACGAUCCAACGUCACCUCAGCGACAGCAAUCACGCUUGGGACCUCUGGCAGGGGAUUCCUUAACAACUUCGUCGGCUGAUGUGUCACGGGCCACGUCGCCUGGAGGAACAGAAGGUUCUAGAUCCAAAAGGAAGCGAUCGAUAGCUGAGAAUGGGAGUGAGGCAGGCGAAGAGAUUUCUGACGACUAUGAGCCAAGCGAUCAUGACUCGGAUAACCAGUACGAAGAGGAGCCUGAGCGCAUCAGUAUACCAUCUCCAGGUUCCGGAAAAGUUGUCAAACGGCGUCGAAAAUCUGAAUCAGACGACGACGAGUCAUUUUCUGAAGAGGAAAACAGUGAUCCUGUUGUAGGAAUAUCGCGAAGUGGAAGGAAAGUGGUUAGACCAAGAAUAUUUGAGGCGAAUAUGAAACCGACAAUAUACAAACCAAGACGCACAGCCGCGCAGAUGCCGGACGAGAAUGGAGUGGUGGUGCGUGGACGUGGAAGGGGUAGACCCCGUGGGAGGGGCCGAGGUCGAGGUCGCGGACGCGGGGCUUACAGCAUUCCUCCUUCUGCCACCCCAACGCCUCCACUCGGUUCACCAAUGGAAAUGGUCCCCAUCACGUCGAUUGUGCCAGAAGGAGGCAUCUUUUGUAGUAUAUGUGCAGGGGGGGAUUCACCAUUCCAUAACCGCAUUGUUCUCUGCGAUGCAUGUGAUACCCCGUAUCACCAACUUUGCCAUUCUCCUGCGGUUCCGGACACGAUGGCGGAAGAUGUCUCGGCGCAUUGGUUUUGUCAUAGUUGCGAAGGAACUGAAAAAGCCAUCAAGAUUGCUUCAGAACCUAUUCCGUUCGGCAAUAUGACAUUGGCAAAUGGGCAACCUCUUAUGCCUACUCUCGAGACUAAGCGACGCGUCGGACGGCCCAGUAAGCCAAGAAAAGCAGUUGAUGCUCCGCAUUUACAUGGACCAGGGUUAAUCAUGGCUUCGGUGCAAGAUGAAGAAGAUAGAUGUUUGGUUUGCUCCAAAGUCAUGGACCGAAGAAGCGCAGUAGCCGACGUUAAUGAGUUGAAGAAUGAGAUGAAACAUGAUAUGGGAAGAGAAGACCCGGAAGCAGGUCAUCCGCCACCCAUCGAAGAAACGGAUGUCUCACAGAGCACCGACAGAGGAGGGCCUUUUCGUCAAGACACAAACGGGUUUGGUGCUGCUGCUGAUCCACGACGACCAUGCCCACCACAGGUUCCGGAAGAUGUUCAGAAGGUGUUACUCGGCAAGAUGUGCACUUCUUGUCACACCCGAUUUAGCGAGAUGCACCAUUAUCUGAUGAAACAUCCGCAUGAAACGCUUGCGGUCACCCUAUUCCAAGCUGCAGUUCGACACUCUGAGAUUGCCGAUCUUGUUACGCCUCGACCAACGCUUUUGGAGGCACGUGAUUUGUUGGCGUUCUCAGCACGCCCACGGACAAUUCCCGCCCCGAUUGUCGUUGUGCAGCAACAAGAGGGCAAUGAUUAUUCCGCAGCCAGCUCACGUCGCGUCAGUGGCGAGGUAGACGAUACGCCAGGUUCGAGUUUAGCAGAGUUCCCUUCAUUUACCACACUCGGCGGCGUAUCCACUCCCGGAACGGUGGGAGGCAGGCAAAGAAGCCGAAUGUCCAGUUCGUUAGGAAGCUAUGAAGAUAUGAUUGCAUUGGCCAUCAGCGAACUAAAAGAUCCUCACGGGUCCAAACCACGAAUUAUCUUCCAUUGGAUGCAAGAAAAUAUUCCUGAACUCCCUGAGCAUUUCCGCCCGUCUGCCUCCCAAGCGCUCAAGAAGGCGGUGGAUCGAGGACGGCUGAUUAAAGAAGGAAAUGGUGUUUACAAAGUGAACGAAGAGUGGGUUCCCCCUGAAGACGGCCGAAAGAGGCGCAGAAGAAGGACUGAUUUCAAGGGAGAGGGUGAUGAGAGUGUUGGUGAUGGCGAGGAUGAGGAAGGGCGGGCCGAAGGGGAUGAACUCGGGGGUGAGGGAGUUCCCCAGACGAGCCGCACUACUGAGCAAACAAUGCAUGCAGAUGGUAGAGGCCAGUCCUUUGCAGGACACGCCGCCCCAUCGGCCCCGAUUUCGACCAACACCCCUCCAUUUUUGAACAUGGUUUCAUCUGGACCACAACGGGCAGCCCAUAUAAUGCACCCAAGCGACUACCAACGGCAGCAUGUAGCAGGCGAACGUGCCCAUACGUCACAUGCUCCACAGGCCGCACUUGGGGCGUACCCGAACCUUCCGCUGGAUCCUAUUAGGCAUCUUUCUCACCAUGAGUCUUCAACCGUACCGUACGCAGCGCAUCUUCCUUAUCCGGGAACACAUUUGCCGCUCCCACGCCCAAUAUCUGAACCCAAUCAGCAAGCACAGCGCAACAGUGGAUUUGAUCUUCUCAUGCUGGCAUCCCAGCAAGCGGCGAAUCAUGGGCAGCGAGACUUGAAUGCGAAUGGAGCCCAUCAUCAGCUCCAUCAUAUGCCGGGAUUAGCUGACAGAGGGUACAGACAUGAUCCGCUAGCAGGUCUUGCUGCUGCUGCUGGUGCCACUCCGGGUAGUGUCCUCGCACGGAAUCCCGCUGAUGAUUUUAUGCGGCAGCCCCACCAUUUACCACAACAUCGUGUGCAAUCCUAUCCGCACGGCAGCUCCCCAGGAUUUUUAGGACCAAGAGGGUUUGACAUUUUAAGUGGUGCAGGAGCAAGUUUAAACCCUCAUUCCUCCUAUCCUUCUGCGCCUCACUCUCAUUCCCAAUCGCAACAGGUAGGAAGCCAAGGCGGUAGUCCAAGUAUAGCUGCUGCGGGUAGUACCGAGCAUUCCACGUCGUAAAAUCUUGCUGUGUAAAGAGAGUAGUUUGUAGCAUUAUAUCAUAUUUCAUGUUUGUCUAUUCUAAUCCUGGCGGUACAAACUUUCUGGCUUCAACUUUUAAUCCUUUAAAAUUCCAUUGCAA
Messenger RNA from Spizellomyces punctatus DAOM BR117, 3433 nucleotides. RefSeq lists its product as uncharacterized. Bases 262 to 3312 code for a protein of 1016 amino acids. Lineage: Eukaryota; Fungi; Chytridiomycota; Chytridiomycetes; Spizellomycetales; Spizellomycetaceae. Gene Ontology annotation, biological process: nucleosome assembly; regulation of DNA-templated transcription. The transcript is spliced from 6 exons. Gene Ontology annotation, molecular function: DNA binding; chromatin binding. Gene Ontology annotation, cellular component: nucleosome; nucleus. The record is from RefSeq and is a predicted model, not a curated record.